Penicillium cataractarum is the source of this 1626-nucleotide messenger RNA. Its product is annotated as sugar porter family MFS transporter. Gene Ontology annotation, biological process: carbohydrate transport; transmembrane transport. The record is from RefSeq and is a predicted model, not a curated record. Gene Ontology annotation, molecular function: carbohydrate:proton symporter activity. NCBI's taxonomy places the organism in Eukaryota, Fungi, Ascomycota, Eurotiomycetes, Eurotiales, Aspergillaceae. Gene Ontology annotation, cellular component: membrane. Bases 1 to 1626 code for a protein of 541 amino acids. The transcript has 2 exons.
AUGGGAGCUGCUGGCGGUGGCUGGUCCAAUGCGGCCAUCAAAAAGGUCCCAGCUCCAGCUCGCAGGGCAUAUGUAUGGCUUGCUGUUAUCUGGGCUUCGUAUUGUGGUGGUCUUCAUGGGUUCAACACCGCGAAUAUUUCGGGCACUAUGACUCUGAAGCCAUUCAUAAGGGACUUUGGAUGGACCCAUCUUUCCUCCAAACAAAUCUCGAACUAUUCAGGAUGGGUUGUCUCGUCGAUGCUUUUGGGUCAGAUCCUAGGUGUCGUGGUGUCUGGGCCCUUGGGCGAGCGUCGAGGUCGAAAGUCAGUCAUCAUGUCGGCCGCCAUUUUCUACACCAUCGGUGCCAUCUUGAUGGCUGUUAACUUUGGCUCUUUGGCCGAACUGCUCGUUGGAAGAGUCAUGUCAGGAAUUGGCUCUGGGCUUGGAAUGACAGUAGGCCCUAUCUACAUCUCAGAAGUCGCACCGACAGAGAUGCGUGGCAUGAUGACCACUUUUUACAACAUCAACAUCAUGAGCGGUGUCGCGGGAAGCUAUUGGAUCAACUAUGGCUCCUAUGAACAUAUCUCGCCGCAGAAUAGCUGGCAAUGGCGGGCCACACUCGUCCUCCAGUUGAUUCCUGCUGUCGCACUCGUCGUUGGCUUUCCGUUCUUCCCCGAAUCACCUCGCUAUUUGAUGAUGAGAGGAAGAGUGGAGGCGGCCCGACAGAGCCUUUUGAAGAUCCGUGGCCUCGACGAAAACGAUAGUUAUUUCAGCCGCGAGUAUGACGAGCUAAGAGGUCGGGUCGAUGCAACCGCUGAGAGCCAGUCUGCCUGGCAAUCCACCAAAUCUCUAUUAGGUACAUGCAUCACUGAUCCCCCGACCCGCAAGAUGCUCUUGUUUGUCAUGAUCGUCCAAACAUUCUUCAUCAUGAGUGGUGGAAAUUCAAUUACCUACUAUGCGCCGACCAUCUUGAAGUCAAUCGGCCUCAAGUCCAGUCAAGUCCUCUUGUUUUCUGCCGUCUACGGUAUGAUUAAGGUCGCCAGUGUGUUGUUCUACGCUUUUUAUCUCACCGAUCGCUUCGGUCGGCGACCAUUGUUAAUUAUUGGUUCAUCUAUGAACACCCUGUGCCUCCUCUACCUUGCCGUUUAUCUAGGAGUGGCUGAUAUUUCUGGAUCUGCCAGUCCAUCACCCGCAGCAUGGGUUGCAAUCGUCGCCAUUUGCAUUUUUGCAAUUGGCUAUGGAUUCGGAUGGGCACCUGUCUUUUCUCUCACAGCUUCAGAGAUCUGUCCGACUUCAACACGAGGAACAGUGGUGACAAUUGCUUUCAUUUAUCAAAAUUUGCUGAACUUCGCCAUCACUCGUGGUUUCCCCAGCAUGACUGUGGACAUGCACGCCUGGGGCCCCUUUGGCCUGUUCACUGCUUUCACCGGGUGUGCAACAGUGUGGGUCUUUUUUGCUUUCCCAGAAUGCAAGGGGCGCAGCAUGGAGAGCGCAGGCGCUUUGUUCUCUUUGCCUUGGUAUAAGAUUGGCUUUGUAAAGGCUCCAACUGCCGAGUAUGAGGCCGCUGAGAGGCGUGUGGACUUGGAGAAAGCAUCAUCUAGCGAGCAUGAGGAACAUGUCGUUGGAGAAGGUCACAAGCAGGGCUAG